Phragmites australis (common reed) is the source of this 1525-nucleotide messenger RNA. RefSeq names its product embryonic protein DC-8-like. The transcript has 2 exons. The coding region runs from base 166 to 1068 and encodes 300 amino acids. NCBI's taxonomy places the organism in Eukaryota, Viridiplantae, Streptophyta, Magnoliopsida, Poales, Poaceae. The record is from RefSeq and is a predicted model, not a curated record.
ACGUGUCACCUCCCUCCUCCUCUCCGCGCCACCACCUCAAAACGAGACUCUUCCGUGGUGCAAGCUCACAAAAAGCCCACGAAGCCAAUCCAUAAUCGCUAGCUCACUGAUCCGAGACUUCCUCAGCUCAACGAUCCCGCCGCCGGUUGGUCGUCGACGUCGUCUAUGUCCAGGCUGAUGGCUGCCACGCUGCUUGGGGGGGCGCGCGUCGCCGGCGCCGCCAAGCUCACGGGCACCACUCUCGUUAUGCAGGUUCUUCCCAGGCCGUCGUACUUCCUUCCUCCCCGCCCGCAGCCGGCGAGCUGGAGCCGCCUCUGCUUGCAGACUGCCCCAAGAUCGUCUCAGGCGUACAACAACGCACCGGAGGAACGGAGGGACAUCGGGGGCAAGUACAAGGACGCGGCGGAGGAGGCGAAGGAUGCCACCGGCGACGCCAAGGAGCACGUGAAAGUGAUGGCGGCGGAGGAGAAGGACAGGGCCCAGGAGAAGGGAGGCCGCAUGGAGAACCAGGAGUCGGACAUGGCGGAGAGAGCCAAGCACGAGACCAAGGGCAUGGCGGAGGGCGCCGCGGAGAAGGCGUCCCGGAUGACGGACAAGCCGGAGCACGAGACGAAGGACGCGGCGCGGGAGGCCGCGAACAAGGCGGCGCACGUGAAGGACCGGGCGAAGGAGAUGGGGCACGAGGCCGCCGACAGGGCGCAGGAGACCGCGAAGGCGGCGAAGGACAGGACUGGCGAGGAUGCGGAGCGGGCCGUGGACAGGGCGGGCGAGGCCAAGGACAGGGCCGUGGAGGGUACCAAGUCCGCCGGCGAGAAGGUGGUGGAGAUGACCAAGGAGGGCGCGAGCAAGGUGGCCGAGACGGCGCAGGCGAUCGGGGAGAAGGCGAAGCAGGCGGCGCAGGGCACCUGGGACGCCGCCAAGGAGACGGCGCAGAACGUCAAGGACAGCGUCGUCCCCGACGCGGAAGACGUCGACGCCGCCAUGGAGGAGAGGGACAGGAUCGCGCGGGAGAUGGAGCAGGAGCGGAACAAGAGGCAGGCCAGGGAGAAGGGCGCAGGCUUGCCUUAGACAAGACGAAGUGGCUGCACGCUAGCCUCCUCCUGAGCUGAAUUUCACCUUUGAGCCGAAUUUUACUUCACUGGUUGAAUAAUGUUGGCGAACGUGAUGUGCCAAUGUCGUUCUGUUGGAUCGACACGUCGAGCCUCCGAUGUAUACACACUAGCAUCGGAUUUGUAAUCUUUUUAGCUUUUAUAAGCAUGGAUCGCAUCGGAUUUGUAAUCUUUUUAGCUUUUAUAAGCAUGGAUCUGAGCAUCUUGAACUUGCAGAUGUCCGAACGUAUCUUGUUGCAUGGCAAGUGGAAUCAAGAGCUCAAUCCACACACACCUCCCUUGUUACAAACUGUCUGCUGCGCUGCAUAACGAUGUGAUCUCUUUCUAUUCAAUUUCUGCUGGAGAUAUCUCUGGACCGGGGACACGAAGACACCUCACCCUCGGGAACUUGAAACUCGGGAACUCGAAGACCCCGG